Molecule: messenger RNA, 2981 nt
Organism: Archocentrus centrarchus (flier cichlid)
Lineage: Eukaryota; Metazoa; Chordata; Actinopteri; Cichliformes; Cichlidae
Gene: tph2
Product: tryptophan hydroxylase 2 (tryptophan 5-monooxygenase)
Exons: 11
Coding region: 79-1596 (505 amino acids)
Biological process (GO): serotonin biosynthetic process; aromatic amino acid metabolic process
Cellular component (GO): neuron projection
Molecular function (GO): tryptophan 5-monooxygenase activity; iron ion binding
Source: RefSeq, a predicted model, not a curated record
CCUCCUCCUCCUCCUUCUGAGCGGCAUCAGCAGAGCGGCAGGCUGGAGUCCUGGUACUCAUACACCCACUGGUUCCCCAUGGCGUCGGGCCACGUGAUGAAGGACGACCCAGAGCCCGUGCCCAAGAUGCAGCCCGCGAUGAUGAUGUUCUCCAGUAAGUACUGGUCCCGGCGGGGGCUGUCGCUGGACUCGGCCAUGUUCGACCACCAGCAGCAGCGGCAGCGGCACACCGGGGGUCAGAUGUCAAGGCGUCCGUCCUUCUGUCCUAUCAACGAGAGGCCGGAUAAAGAGGGCGCAGAGGAUUCUGGGAAAACGGCAGUGGUGUUUUCUCUGAAGAACGAGGUCGGCUGUCUGGUCAAAGCUCUCAGACUGUUCCAGGAGAAGCACGUGAACCUGAACCACAUCGAGUCUCGGAUGUCGAAGCGAGUUCCUAACGAGGUGGAGAUCUUUGCAGACUGCAGCUGCAGCAAGAAGGAGUUCAACGAGCUGCUGCAGCAUCUCAAAGACCACGUCAACAUCAUGUCCUUCAACACGCCCGUACACGUGUGGUGUGCUGAAGCAGAUGACGACGAGGUUCCCUGGUUUCCCAUGAAGAUCUCCGAGUUGGAUCAGUGCUCUCACAGAGUCUUGAUGUACGGAUCCGAGCUGGACGCUGACCAUCCUGGAUUUAAAGACAACGUUUAUCGCCAGCGCAGGAAGUACUUUGUGGAAGUGGCCAUGAAUUAUAAGUUCGGGCAGCCCAUCCCUCGCAUCGAGUACACCGAGGAGGAGGUAAGGACGUGGGGGGUGGUGUUCAGAGAGCUGACCAAACUGUACCCGACUCACGCCUGCAAAGAAUACCUGAAGAACCUGCCGCUGCUCACCAAACACUGCGGCUACAGAGAGGACAACAUCCCCCAGCUGGAGGACGUCUCGCUCUUCCUCAGAGAACGCUCUGGCUUCACUGUUCGACCGGUGGCAGGUUACCUGUCCCCCAGAGACUUCCUGGCUGGUUUGGCCUACAGAGUGUUUAACUGCACUCAGUACGUCCGCCACAGCACCGACCCCCUCUACACCCCUGAGCCAGAUACGUGUCACGAGCUGCUGGGUCACGUCCCCCUGCUGGCUGAUCCAAAGUUCGCCCAGUUCUCCCAGGAGAUCGGUCUGGCCUCGCUGGGAGCGUCUGACGAGGAUGUUCAGAAACUUGCCACAUGUUAUUUCUUCACCAUUGAGUUUGGACUGUGCAAACAGGACGGUCAGCUGAGAGCUUAUGGAGCCGGUUUACUGUCAUCUAUCGGAGAGCUGAGGCACGCCCUGUCAGAAAAGGCGUGCGUGAAGAUGUUUGACCCAAAGACGACCUGUAACCAGGAGUGUCUCAUCACCACCUUCCAGGAGGUCUACUUUGUGUCGGAGAGCUUUGAGGAGGCCAAGGAGAAGAUGAGGGAGUUUGCAAAGACGAUAAAGCGUCCAUUCUCGGUGUACUACAACCCGUACACUCAGAGCGUCGACCUGCUCAAAGACACGCGCAGCAUUGAGGACGUGGUGCAGGACCUGCGCAGUGACCUCACCACCGUGUGUGAUGCCCUGGGGAAGAUGAACACUUACAUGGGCAUCUGAAGCUGACCCACUUCCCCUGUGAGCACCGAUUGGUCGGUGACACACCACGAUGCUUCUACAGGACAUCAGCCACCAUCACACAUCCAUCUAUGCCUCUGAGUCGAGUGUAGCAACCACAGGAAGGUAUCAGCUCUCAUAAUGGGUCAUAGUCUGUAUCACAGCUUCAUGAAUCCUUCACCGAUGAUUUACCAACCAGUUCAGGCGUCAGUGAGACCCUGUUCAGACAGGCAGCUGCAGAUGUUACCUCAUGAAGGCAGAUGCAGGACAGUGUGAAUCCACAGGAAUACACGAAACCAUCUACAGGAGCAUUUUUGGGGACCUUCCUCCAGCUCCAUCUCCCUGAAACUACAUUCAAGUUCAACCAAACUGUUUCCCAGCAUUGAGUUUGAUGACAGAAGCUCCAGAUCACGGUGCAGCGUGACCAGUGAGGUCAAAGCGUUCAUCCAGUCGGUCAGCAGUGGGUUUUUUACAACCCUUAGGCCCAUCAGACUCCCCUCCAAAGCUGCGUUCACACUAACCACAAGUUAAUCUUUCACCUUGCCUUAUGCAGCAUUCACGCCCACAUGUCACUCCAGAGUUUGAACACGGGCAUUCCUGACAGAGGGAAGUUGGUGUUGUCUCAAUGUAGAAUAGACGAAGAUAGUAGGUGGCCACACCGUCUUCUCCACGUACAGAGACUAGAGUUAACAGCCGGCUUUUCCAAACUAAACAUUUUUAAUCCAUUCACCUGUCUUUCAGUUUGGAUUUUUGAACUGUAACAUCAACAAAAGCGCACCAGUCAGCUGUUGUUCAAUGGAAAAAUGAUUUUUUUGGGUAUUGGUUAUUUGGUUUCGCUAGAUUUUAGCUUCUCCUUCACUUUGGCGCCAAACUGCACAGGCGGCCGCGGCGCUCUGUAGGCAGUACGACCAAAGCAAAGUGACAGAUCCACAGUUUAGUUCAGCAACAUGUGACGUCGUCCGCUCAAACAAGGAGAGAAAACGUGAAUCCUUAUUCGCUCCUGAAAGUCAACUGGACGAGGAGGAGGAAGUCCAGUGACUCCUCUCACGUCCCUCUGAGCUUCCUGUCAGCAGGAUCAGCUGAUUAAAUUCAAAGAUUGCAUCAAAGCGGAUUCGCCUCUCUUUAUGUUGCAUCACUGCGUACGCUUCGUUUGUGAUGUCACUGUGUGAAAACUUCCCCUCGUGUUUGGCACGAAUGCUCAGUUUGAACAGUUUGGAGGUGCUGCCCUCUGACGAGCUUCAGGUAUUGAUGUGAUGCGACUGAACAUCUCUGAGUUUCAGUGAAUCAUGUGAUCUCACUGAGGCUGAGAUGAAGAUGAGGAAGACUGAGCUUGAGGUGCUGCUGUGUUUGCUUCUGUACACGCCUGUAAACGAUGAACCAUUAAAGCU